Molecule: messenger RNA, 4017 nt
Organism: Leptopilina heterotoma
Lineage: Eukaryota; Metazoa; Arthropoda; Insecta; Hymenoptera; Figitidae
Gene: ss
Product: aryl hydrocarbon receptor protein 1
Exons: 11
Coding region: 362-3244 (960 amino acids)
Biological process (GO): regulation of transcription by RNA polymerase II
Cellular component (GO): aryl hydrocarbon receptor complex; nucleus
Molecular function (GO): transcription cis-regulatory region binding; nuclear receptor activity; protein dimerization activity
Source: RefSeq, a predicted model, not a curated record
UCAAUUUAAGUAUUCGGAGUUGUUUUUGGAGAAUGACCUAAUAGAGGAAGAGGCAGCUUUUGGUGCUGCAAGGGGCAUAAAAAUUUGCACGGUGUACGCGCUGGACAGAACCAGUUCGGGGCUGGGGAUCCUCGGGGGUCCUGGAGGUGGCAUCGUCGGCAGUGGCGGUGGUCCAGGGCUGGUUGGAAUUUGUGGUAGCACGGCCACUGGUUCCCUGCAGACGCCUUCCGAAUACGUUGUAACGGCUGCAGCUGCUGCGGCGGCGGCAGCAGCAGCAGCUGCUUCGGCAUGCUAUCCUCCAACUUCCGGGCUAGCUUUAACAGCCGCCCCUCACGCACAACCCCCGGAACUUGAUCCCACGAUGACGCCUACCUCCGCUCCACCCCCGGCUUCUGCUUCGGCCUCGGCUUCAACCCCGACAUCGGCAAUUCCGUCGGGUCCCAACAAUCCUGUAGCCAUGAGUCAGCUGGGAACUGUUUAUGCUACAAAGAGAAGACGCCGCAAUGGAAAGAGUUUGAAGCCACCUCAAAAGGAUGGAGUCACAAAAUCGAAUCCAAGCAAGAGACAUCGUGAACGUCUCAACGCUGAACUGGAUACUUUAGCUUCUUUACUUCCCUUCGAGCAGAACAUACUUAGCAAGUUGGAUCGCCUCAGCAUCCUCAGGCUCAGUGUUAGUUAUCUACGUACCAAAAGUUACUUCCAAGUGGUAAUGCAUAAGGACAAGGAGGAGAACUCUCACCAUGAUUCGCAUUAUCGAGCAAGAGAAUUGGCAGCGCUCGCAGCUUAUGACCAUCAUCACCUCGACGGUGAAAUGUUCCUUCAGGCUCUGAAUGGGUUUCUAUUAAUACUGACCUGCGACGGAGAAGUGUUCUUUGCAACCCACAGCAUAGAGAGUUAUCUUGGCUUCCAUCAGUCGGACAUUGUGCAUCAGAGUGUCUAUGAAUUGGUGCAUAGUGAAGAUCGAGAAGAAUUGCAGAGACAAUUAAUGUGGAAUUCAUUCCUGCCGGCCGAGAGUGCCACCCUUCCUCUCCACGAUGCUCUCUCGCCGCAACACAGCCACCUUCUCGAACGAAGUUUCACGGUGCGGUUCCGCUGUCUGUUGGAUAACACAUCCGGUUUUCUGAGAUUAGACAUUAGGGGCCGAGUGAAAGUGCUUCAUGGACAAAAUCGAAAAACGGAGGAGCCACCAUUAGCUUUGUUCGCCCUCUGCACUCCAUUUGGACCGCCUUCAUUGUUGGAGGUGCCACAGAAGGAAGUGAUGUUCAAAAGCAAGCAUAAACUCGAUCUUGCACUCGUCUCAAUGGACCAGCGGGGAAAAAUGCUCCUCGGUUAUUCAGACUCGGAAUUAGCUAAUCUCGGUGGUUAUGAUUUAGUUCAUUACGAUGAUUUGGCAUACGUUGCCAGUGCUCAUCAGGAAUUACUCAAAACGGGAGCGUCAGGUAUGAUCGCUUAUAGAUUUCAAACGAAAGACGGAGGCUGGCAAUGGUUGCAAACUAGUUCGAGAUUAGUGUACAAAAACUCCAAACCUGACUUUGUCAUUAGCACUCAUCGACCUCUCAUGGAGGAGGAAGGUAGAGAUUUAUUAGGAAAGAGAACAAUGGACUUCAAGGUCAGCUAUCUGGACGCAGGACUAACCAACAGUUAUUUUUCUGAUAGCGAUAGUCUGACAGGUUCAACGAUGACACCAACAAUUCCUGCGCAACCAACGCCACAGCGUGUUAAUAGGCGUUACAAAACGCAAUUGAGGGAUUUCUUGUCGACCUGUCGAAACAAGCGCACCAAAUUGUCGAAUCAAUCGUCGAUAUCGCCACCCGCAACGCCAACAGUCACGUCUGUCGACUAUUUGACAGCCGACACAAGUGCUGCAGCUGCCGUUGCUGCAGCGUACAGCAAUCUCAAUCCAAUGUACGCAACGCCUUAUGCACCAGCUGCCGUUGCAACCGCGACCGAUCCCUCCUUAACCACCUACAUCGGUCACACCAGUAACUAUCAUCAGACACUCUAUCCGACAACUGCUCUCGAUAACAGGUACCUGACGGCGACGGAAAAUAUUUUCCAAUAUCGACCCCUAGGUUCCUAUUAUCCCGAGUAUCACACAACAACGGCCUACAACGGCUUCAUCGACGUCUCCCUACCGACCUACGACAGUCACCAACUGGGCAAUAAGUCCGAGGAGAAGAUCUACUGCCAACAGCUCAGCGAUUCACCAAAGUACAAUUACACCGACACCCGACUUCCCGGCAGCGUUGGAAGUUCCCCCUACGCACCAAGUCCCGUCACAGGCGGACCAAUUCACUCGGCCGGCGACAUGAACGCCAUCCGAGCCAGCAGUCGACAGUCCCUCGAGGGAGCGUCGUCGAGCAAUUCAGCGGGCAGUUCGCCCGUGUCAGCGGCGAACGGCGUUCUCACUCCAAAAAUGGAGGACGUCAAGCCCGAUCUUUACGGCAGUGAGGCGCCACGACAAACGGUCCUCAUGUGGGGCGCACCACCAAAUCGCACCUCACCCAAAAACAACGGCACCUACAGUCCACCGACUCCCUGCUCGACGAGAUCCUCGCAUUCGGUGAACGCCUCCAUUUCCGGCAACUCCAACAGUGGCGAUCCACUGAAAUCACUCGCCGAAAUGAAUUCCAUUAAUGGCGAUUGCAAAUGGAAACGUAAUUCGCCGACAAAUCAAACAACGGCUCCAAGUCCGCCGAGAUUGAAAGCUCAUCAGCAGCAAAUGCAGGCUCAGCAGCAGCAGCAACAACAGCAGCAGCAGCAAGGACCACCGCCACAAUUGCAAUAUCCUGUUGUUGCCACUGCUCACUAUGGGACAACUGCCGGUUACACGCACGCUCAUCCUGGUCAUGGUCAUGGGGACACGGGCUCCGAGGUAUGGCAAGGAGUCCAACAUCACCAUCACUACCAGUACUAUCCUUACCACCAUCACCACCCCGCACCACCAAGGCACACGUCCCACACGUUACCAUCGGUAGGGAUAACGGGUGUAGGGAUGGGCUUAGACAUGGGCAUGAACAUGUCCAUCCCCAUGGAAACGGACACCAUCAUCAGCAACGUCACCACCAUCACCACGACGAGCACAACCACCAGCAACAGCAGCAACAACAACAACAACAGCAACGUCUUGUAUUAUCCAACGCAUCAUCACGUGGUGGGGUCGUCGGGCUCAAUGAUGGGUCCGUCUGCCCCACAGAUUCAAAACCGGACGCUGGGAGUCCUUUGCUGUCCAUCUCUGAGGUGACUAACACCCUACUCAACCAGUAGUCUUUUUAUCGUCUCGACGCUCAUCUAACGUUCACAAUCAAGGUGUCAAGACCGUGUUAAUCACUCCAAAACGGGUUAGCGAUCGCACGCUUGUAUCAUAUACAGAUAAUAUCGCUUAAAUAAUAAGAAGACUUCGUACAAUUCUGUAAUAUACUCAUUCAUACUAUUUCAACGUCGUACGACAAAAAAAGAAAAGAAGUACAUUGCAUCGAUUCAUCCAUAAUAUCGAUUAAUUUUAAAAAAUCAAUUCCCCUCCCCGCUCUCUGAAGCAAAAAUAUCAUUUUUAUAUUUCUACCGCUAUUCCAAUUUAAAAGACAUGAAAAAAGAAGAAUAUUAUAUUAUAUGUAUACACAAUAGUAUUCAUUAUUCUAAAUGCAGUUUUUUCAGAAAAAAAAAAAAUUUUUAAUAGAAAGCCAAAGCGCGAUAUUUUCUUGCAAAUUAUUAUCCGCAUAUUGAGAAUUUUUUAGAGACACGCGCUCAGUAAUAUUUUCUCCUUAACAAUUUCUUUUUUUAAGAAAAGACGUCUUUCCAAUUAUAAGUUUUAAAGCUUUAUAUACAUGUGUAAUUUUGGAAUUUAUUAGAAUUUACGUAAUAUGAAAGUUAAUAUAUAUCUACAAGAAAGAGGAAAUAUUUAAAAAGAAAGGAAUUUUUGAAUUUCAUUCAAUUUCAUUUAAUUUAAAAUUUUUUUUAUUAGAAUUUACCUAUAAAAGUUAAUAUAUCUACAAGAAAAUCAAUAAAUCAAUUUAGAAA